UCUUCGUUCCCGUAAGCCCUAAAAUCCUAAAUCCCAAAAACACCACCUUCAGCCGCCCCCACAAAUUCUCCCUCUGGCCUCCGUGGCAACGACGAGAACCCCGCCGCGACUCGCCACCUGCCCCCGCCGCGUCCUUGCUUCCUCUGCCACCCACCGCGGCCCGCCACUCCUCUUUUGUGAUAAAGCCCUAAAUCAAAACUUAAUUCAAAUUCGAGUUCAAUCAAACUCGUCACUCCCCGUCGCUGCUCUGUUCUGUGGCUCUCGAAGUCGCCGGCCGCCGCUGUCCAUACCUCCCCCCCCCUGAUGAUUCUCGUAUCUCUCUCACUCUUCCCGGCGCAGCAAAUUAGCUCCACUCGUCCCCGACCCAACAAGACAGUAGAUCGAUUCCACUCUGCCCAGUCCCGUCGUUUCCUGCGCCACUUCGGAGCUCCGAUGCUCAGCCCUUUCUCGUAUCCCCGCCUCCGACGCGGGUAGCCUUCAGGUCAGGCUGCGGUUACUUCUUUGUCCAUUUGGUUCCAAUAUUGUAGUUCGUACAGCAUGGUUGUAGUAUGUGAAGGGAAAGAGAGAUGCUCCUUCACAUAUUUUGACUUCGAAAACCAAAAAUUUCAUUUAUUUGCUAAAAUAGGGAUCUUGACUUCGAAAACCUGCAUGCUCAUUUGUUAUACCAGCAACAAAUUCCCUACCGAUUAUAUCCCAACAGUAUUUGACAAUUUUAGUGCUAAUGUGGCUGUAGAUGGCAACAUUGUCAACUUAGGACUCUGGGAUACUGCAGGGCAAGAAGAUUACAGCAGGUUGAGGCCACUCAGUUACAGAGGUGCUGACAUUUUUGUGUUGGCUUUCUCUUUAAUUAGUAGGGCUAGCUAUGAAAAUGUCCUCAAGAAGUGGAUGCCCGAGCUUCGUCGUUUCACUCCCAAUGUUCCAAUCGUGCUAGUUGGAACAAAGUUAGAUCUCCGGGACGACAUGGGUUAUCUUGCUGAUCAUAUAGGAGGAUCUAACAUCAUCACCACAGCCCAAGGCGAGGAGCUGAGGAAACAGAUUGGUGCAGCAGCUUACAUAGAAUGCAGCUCCAAGACUCAACAGAAUGUGAAAGGUGUUUUUGAUACUGCAAUCAAGGUUGUGCUUCAACCUCCACGGAGAAAGGAAGUGGCGUCGCAGAAGAAGCGAAACACUACUGGCUGCUCAAUUGUGUAUGCCUCUGGGACUACUUCAAUAAGAAGAAGCAAACUAUAUUAAUUCCAUGGAGAAGAUGGUGCUAUUCUUGUCCCUGGUGGUGUAGUUAGUAUAAAAUUGGGCGAUAUGAAGAACCUAGUGCUUAUAUGGUGGGAGAAUUGUUAGACAUAAAUGUAUGUGAUAUUUAUGAAUAUUUGGAUGAUAAUGUAUGAAUAUUUUGGAUGUUAUACAAUAUAUGUUAUCGAUGGCAA
Messenger RNA from Salvia miltiorrhiza (redroot sage), 1421 nucleotides. RefSeq names its product rac-like GTP-binding protein ARAC7. Bases 538 to 1233 code for a protein of 231 amino acids. Lineage: Eukaryota; Viridiplantae; Streptophyta; Magnoliopsida; Lamiales; Lamiaceae. Gene Ontology annotation, cellular component: cytoskeleton; plasma membrane; cell projection. The record is from RefSeq and is a predicted model, not a curated record. Gene Ontology annotation, biological process: small GTPase-mediated signal transduction; regulation of cell shape; regulation of actin cytoskeleton organization. Gene Ontology annotation, molecular function: GTP binding; protein kinase binding; GTPase activity. The transcript has 10 exons.